Molecule: messenger RNA, 2707 nt
Organism: Dunckerocampus dactyliophorus (ringed pipefish)
Lineage: Eukaryota; Metazoa; Chordata; Actinopteri; Syngnathiformes; Syngnathidae
Gene: golt1a
Product: golgi transport 1A
Exons: 6
Coding region: 480-857 (125 amino acids)
Biological process (GO): endoplasmic reticulum to Golgi vesicle-mediated transport; retrograde transport, endosome to Golgi
Cellular component (GO): membrane; endoplasmic reticulum
Source: RefSeq, a predicted model, not a curated record
AUUUUUUGGCGUGCAUUAUUUCCAGGCUUUCACGGGCCACACAAAAUGCUAAAUCGGCUUUGAGCUUGACACCCGUGAUCUCGAGGCUUUAUUGUUUUAUGAAGGCUAAAAUAGGGAAAUUGAUGAGAAACCAAACGGGAAGCGAGAGGGAGAAAUACGCUGAGUUUCCUGACUAAAACGGAAGAGUUGACAGCUAUGCUCCUCCAGACUUCCAAGUCACUUCCGUGUCAAUUACAACAUAAAAAUGACAUCUGCUCAGUGCCGCAAUAUGAUGAAACAACAAAACAUUUUUAGUGACAUUUCUCCAGAUCCUCCAGAAGGCGUAAUGAUGACAUCACGCUCUGCAUUUAUUGCAGGGAUCCUGUAUGUGUCUGCUCUAGUUAAUGUUCACCUCACACACUGACGCCAUCAGCGUUCAAGGGUCACAACUGACAGGAAAAGAAAAAGUUACGUAGAAGGAAAACUUCUCAAGAAUCAUCAUGGUUGCCAUUAAUAUUGGAAUUGGCCUGGUGGGAUUUGGUUUAUUUUUUCUGCUCUUUGGUGUGCUGCUGUACUUUGACUCAGUCUUACUGGCCUUUGGGAAUAUGUUGUUUUUGACAGGGUUAACAUUCAUCAUUGGCUUCAGGAGGACCGCUUACUUCUUUUUCCAAAGACAAAAGUUGAAAGGCUCUUUCUUCUUCCUGGGAGGCGUGUCACUGGUGCUGUGCCGUUGGCCAAUCGUUGGUAUGCUGGUGGAGAGUUACGGCUUCAUCCUUUUGUUCAGGUCCUUCUUUCCAACGGUCGUAGGAUUUGUGCUGUCAGUUGUAAAUAUCCCUUUCCUCAAUGCGUUUUCGCAGAGUAACGCCAGCGUGGUCUGAGAGGUCAUUUCGGAACUACGGUCCUAAAGACUCAAAUUGCCCAAAAGUUCCACACUUCCAAACAUCUACCACACGCACUGGUGGCGGAUGCCAACAGCAACAUCAGAGCAGAAGAGCAAGAGAAAAGCAGAAGGAACGACCACCACAGAUGUGGAAGAUGAAGUCCAUCUUGGAGUGCAGAGUGCCCGCCUACACUAGGGAUGGGCUACAGCACACCACGGAGGCAUCAUUCACAGGUCCUGCACAAAAAGGGCAAUCCUAGCAGCGCCCACAAUUCUCAUAGGACUGGAUUCUGAACAAGAGCACAACCAAAAAUGUGUGCACAUACCGAACAGUCAUUUCCUAACUAUGAAAAACCACAGUGAAUCGUGAUUGUUUAUUUAGAAUGACACAUUCUAGACAUUAUGCAGUAAGUCAGGGAUAGGGAACCUAGGGCUCGACAGCCACAUGUGGCUCUUUUGAUGACUGCAUCUGGCAUGACAUUUUAAAGUUACAGAAAUCAGUGUUAAAAAAACGUUCUUAUGCAUUUAAUCCAUCCAUUUUCUACCACAACGCGGGUUGCCAGAGCCAAUGCCAGCUGCCCUUCGGAUAUUUUCCGGGUCAGUCACCAAAACCUGAUUAUUACUGGAUAAAGCGGUAGCCUACCAGGGUCAUUGAGAGGUCAAGAAGUAAACUUCCCUUUUUUAAUCAAAUAUCAUAGCUAGCUAAUUCUGCAGAGCAAACCCUUUUGGUGAAGAAGAUGGUGAAAAGAAAUAUAUUUACAUGUAUUUAUUAUUGGUUAGCUUAGGUAUAACUGUGUUUAAAAACAAUAAAAUCAGAGACUUAUUACAUUCUAAAAUAGGCAGUCUUGCUUAAAAAUGCAUACACUUUAGAUGUUUUCAGUGUUAAAAAAUAUGAUAUGGCUCUCAUGGAAAUUUUACAAUUUUUGGUUUUCAUGGCUCUCUUAGCCAAAAAGGUUCCCGACGCCUGCAGUAAGUAAACCAGGUUUUCCUUCUAACCUCAGUCUAACGUGAAAGGAAAGGAAAACUGUACUUUUUUUGGAAUUUUGGCCAUCAUCCACAAUCCUUAUGUUAGACAUAAAAACAUGUCUUUCUCUUUUCUGUGCGUUCUGAAGACCUAAAAAGAGCAAAAAAAAAAGGCAGGUAAUUAAAGCGGCGGUCCCAAUCUGGCAUACUUGCAAGUGUGUGCGGUCUGUCUGCGUCGAGGCUACGGAUACGUCAUAGUUCCCCCAUAUUGUGAUUCACACCUUUCCAAGCAGCAUGGGGGCGCUAGUAUCCCGCCUGUAGAAGGAGCCCAUCCGCCACACAUCCUGACUUGAGCGCUGAACACAAAGCGCAGAACCCGGUAUCUCUGCGGUGGAAUGGGUGGCAUCUUGAGGCAGCAGCAGCAGGGACAUCUGGAGAACCUCGGAAGGUCGUUCUAUAUAUACCCCCCCCUCGACAUCAACUGCCGUUUAUUGCACUUGCAUGCACUUACAACAUAAGAGUGAGUAAGGACACCGUAGGUGAGCAGCACAUCUAAGUACGAUGACGUGGCAAUCGCAGCAAGCACGCUGUAAGCAUGUACAACUCACUGACCAUGUGCGCAACGUAUGAUUGUACGAUACACGCAACCGCUCAUGGUCAGGCGUGGCGUGCGGGCCACGUACUUACACCUUACGCAAUCAUUUUGGUCAUUUUAAGCAUUACUGGAACUUUCUUCCUGGGCGCCUUGAUUUCACAUAUCAACAUAGAAAGGAACGCUACACCUAGCGUUAACGUUUCCAAACCCAAAAUCAAAAACCAGCAGCAGCGGCGGCAGCUCCAAUAGGUAGCUUUACCUUUUGGUAGUGGCCUGAGGCAUUCUAAGUG